Dermatophagoides farinae (American house dust mite) is the source of this 1979-nucleotide messenger RNA. RefSeq lists its product as uncharacterized. The record is from RefSeq and is a predicted model, not a curated record. Lineage: Eukaryota; Metazoa; Arthropoda; Arachnida; Sarcoptiformes; Pyroglyphidae. Gene Ontology annotation, biological process: response to pheromone; G protein-coupled receptor signaling pathway.
UUCAUUACAAAGUGGGAACAAAAAAUUUGUCACUUUUUUCAUAUAUUGCCAUCGUUGACAAUUUCCUAAUUUUUACUUAUUAAGGCCAAAAAAUGCUUUGAAUUGCAACAACGUAGCCAUAUUUUCAUCAUCAUCAUCAUUGUCAUAAUUAUAAAAUCAAAAUUUUCUUUCUAAAUUAAACAAAAGAAAGAUUCAAAAAUAUGCCUCGGUCAAAAUGUUCACCGGGGACAUAUUUUUGGCUAUUCUAUAUAUUGAUUUUAUCAUUAUUCUCUUUAUGGACAUUGGUCGAUGGCAUACAUGUACAGGGAAUAUGGUCACCAUCAACAACUUUGUUCAAGGUGAUAACUAGAUUUGGUUUUCAACGUACUGAUCAGAAUCAUCGGCUUGAAACUAGUGGUUAUAUGUUUGGCAAUAUAACCUUAUUGAAUCAUCAAUCGUCAUCAUCGAGUAGAAAAAUUUUAUUGAAUAAAAACAAUAAUAACCAUUCAACAAUAUUAGAUUCAUCGAAUCCAUAUUUCAAUUCGGGAAUAUUAUUAUUUGCAAAUCGUACAUUAUUCAAACAUAUUUAUCAACUUUAUAAGAAAACUAAAAAUGUUCAUAUGAAUUGUAAUCAAACUGACGAUGAUUUGGGUGGAAAAUUUUGUGCCGAUAUUUUCAAAGCUAUUCAUCCGAAAAAUACUGAAAAAAUUUGUCAUAAUUCCUCAAAUGAUGAUAAUGAUGAUGAUGAUGAAUAUUUUCGUUAUGUACCAUGCCCCACUGGUGGUACCUGUGAUAAUCAAUGCCAAGAAAUGAAUAUACCAAAUUAUCAAUUGACCUAUGUUAUUGAUGAACAGAAAGAUGCCAGUUUCUGGUAUCUAUUAUUAUUACCAUGUCGUAGAAAAUUUUUAAAUCAAACAUCAUUUAUAUGGACAAGAAAAUCAAAUACAAAAACAUUACUUUCAUAUGAUUUAUGGAUAGUAAAUGGUCAUCCUAAUAAUCGUCUAACUACUCGUCUAAUUGAUUCAGAUUAUCAAUUUUCAUAUGAACAACAAAAUUUUUGGUUCUAUAUUCUACUUGAUUUUGGUUACAUUAUACUGUUCUUGAUGCAAAUCUAUUUACUAUCUAUGCAGAAGAAGAUGAAAAAUUUAAAUUAUUUAUUUACCAUUUCUCUAUUGCUACAUUCAUUAUCAUAUUUUUUCAUUUGUUUACAUAAAAUUGUUUUCGCUCAAAAUGGUAAAGGAUUGGAAACAUUAUUCAUUAUUGCUGAAGUGAUGAAAAUUAUGUCAAUCGCCUUGUUAAUUUUAUUCGUAUUGGUCAUAGCAAAAGGAUGGCCAUUCACUAAACCGGAAACAUUCUCCAAAACUUUAAUGAUAAUUAUGGCAACCAUUUAUAUUGUUAUCAAUAUAUUGUUAUUUAUAUGGAUGAAAAAUUCAUUGAACAUGAUUGAAGAAGUGGAUGAAUUUCAUACGGUACCCGGUUGGAUUAGUCUCGGUUUUCGUAUCGUAUUAAUGUUAUGGUUUAUAUAUGAAUUACGGCAUACAAUGAUGUUGGAACAGGAUUCACGACGAUUAAAAUUUUAUUUACAUUUUGGUGCCGGUAUGCUUGUUUGGUUCGUACAUUUACCAUUGGUUGCAAUGGUAGCCAUACAUAUUGAUCUUAUGUGGCGUUGUAAAAUUAUUACUGGAUUCUCAUCAACAGCCGAUUUUCUUGCCUUUGCCAUAUUGACUAGAAUUAUGUGGACAACAAAUAAUAAACAAUUUUUAAUUCCAGAUAAUCAUAUCUAUAAUGAAGAAUUGGAAUAUUAUGAUGAUGAUGAUAGUUCAUUCGUUGUACAUCAAAGUGAAACAUAUAAAUUUUCAAAUGCAAAUCAUCAUUUAAAGAAUUCAUCAUCAAAACAUUUUCAAUAUGAUAAUCAUCAUGCUAUGUUGACAUUUUCGCCAAUCUUUAUAUUCAUACAUACAUUCCUGCAUACAUUUUUUGUUGUUGUUGAAUUGAAUUGA